This is a messenger RNA of Alexandromys fortis (reed vole), 4904 nucleotides long. RefSeq names its product elongator acetyltransferase complex subunit 1 (gene Elp1). The transcript has 37 exons. Gene Ontology annotation, cellular component: elongator holoenzyme complex; cytosol. Gene Ontology annotation, biological process: tRNA wobble base 5-methoxycarbonylmethyl-2-thiouridinylation. Bases 165 to 4193 code for a protein of 1342 amino acids. Gene Ontology annotation, molecular function: protein binding; tRNA binding. The record is from RefSeq and is a predicted model, not a curated record. NCBI's taxonomy places the organism in Eukaryota, Metazoa, Chordata, Mammalia, Rodentia, Cricetidae.
CGCCUGGCUUGCAAGCUGACGGGUUUCGCCCAUCAGUGGUGCGAGUCUCCGUCGCCCGUGUGCUGUGGCGGAUUCCUCCCAAACCCAGUGCGUCGUGAGAGCUCGGGGCCGCAGACCGAGGCGACGGCCUAGUCUUGCGAGGGCGUCUCAGAAAUUACUUCAUCAUGAGAAAUCUGAAGUUGUUCCGGACUCUGGAAUUUAGGGACAUUCCAGCACGAGGGAAACCUCAGUGUUUCUGUCUCCGAACUGAACGGGGGACAGUGCUCAUCGGCUCCGAAUGUGGGCUGAUUGAAGUGGAUCCUGAGCAAAGAGAAGUGAAGACUGAAAUUUCUUUGGUGGCAGAACGCUUUCUUCCAGAGGACGGGACUGGCUGCAUCGUGGGCAUUCAGGGCUUGCCAGAUCAGGAGUCCGUGUGUGUGGCCACUGCCUCUGGGGAUGUCAUCCUCUGCAACCUCAGCACACGCCAGCUGGAAUGUGUUGGGAGCGUGGCCAAUGGCAUCUCUGUCAUGAGCUGGAGUCCUGAUCAAGAACUGGUGCUGCUUGUCACAGGUCAGCAGACCCUGAUUAUGAUGACAAGAGCCUUUGAAGUGAUCGCAGAGCAGCAGAUCCACCAGGAAGAUUUUGGUGAAGGCAAGUUUGUCACUCUCGGAUGGGGCAGUAGGGAGACGCAGUUCCAGGGCUCAGAAGGCAGGCAAGCAGCCUUUCCGGUGCAGGUGCAUGAGUCUGCCCUGCCCUGGGAUGACCACAGACCACAUAUUACCUGGCGUGGGGAUGGGCAGUUUUUUGCUGUGAGUGUUGUUUGCCCACAAACAGGGGCUCGGAAGAUCAGAGUAUGGAACCGAGAGUUUACUUUGCACUCAACUAGCGAGCCUGUGCCAGGACUGGGGCCCCACCUGGCUUGGAAACCUUCAGGCAGUUUGAUUGCAUCUACUCAAGAUAAACCCAACCAGCAAGAUGUUGUGUUUCUUGAGAAAAACGGACUUCUUCAUGGCCAGUUUACACUUCCUUUCUUCAAAGAUGAAGUUAAAGUAAAUGACUUGCUGUGGAACGCAGAUUCUACUGUGCUUGCUGUGUGGCUAGAAGACCUUCCAAGGGAAAACCAUCCUAUUCUGAAAAGUUAUGUUCAGCUCUGGACCAUGGGGAACUAUCACUGGUAUCUCAAGCAAAGUCUGCCCUUCAGCACCAGUGGGAUAAACCAGGUCGUGUCUCUGCUGUGGGACCCGGUGAUGCCAAGCCGGCUGCAUAUUCUCUGUCAGGGCUGGCGUUAUAUAUGCUGUGACUGGCAUUGGACCACUGACCGGAGCUCUGGAAAUAGUGCCAGUGACUUGGCAAAUGUGGCUGUCAUUGACGGAAACAGGCUGUUGGUAACAGUCUUCCGGCAGACUGUGAUCCCACCUCCCAUGUGUACCUACCGGCUGCUGAUCCCACAUCCAGUGAAUCAAGUCAUGUUCUCUGCGCCCCUCAGAAAGAGCAAUGACCUUGCUGUCUUUGAUGCCAGUAACCAGAUCUCUGUCUACAAGUGUGGUGAUAACCCAGACUUGGAUCCCACAGUGAAGCUGGGAGCUGUGGGUGGAAAUGGAUUUAAAGUUCCUCUUAGCACUCCUCAGCUGGAAAAGAGAUACAGAAUUCAGCUUGGGAACGGUGAAGAUGAGGAGGUAAACCCGCUGCAGCUGAGCUUUCUCACCUGGAUUGAAGAAGCCGUUUUCCUGGCCAUAAGCCACAGUCACACCAGCCUGCAGUCUGCCAUUUGCCGUCUGACUGUGGCUCCUUCUGAGGCGGAUGAGGAGCAGGGACAGCUGGUUGUCAGUUCAUCUGUGACGGUGGAUGGGGUCAUCAUUGGUUUAUGUUGCAGUUCCAAAACCAAGUCAUCUGUGGUCCAGCUGGCUGAUGGCCAGCUACUCAGGUGCUUUUGGGACUCACCGACUCUGACUGUGGAACCCUGGAAGAACGCUGAAGGAUUUCCUGUUCAGUUUGCUCACCCGUGCACACAGGUGGAAGUGGCCGUGAUUGGAGGACAGGAGUGUGUCCUUGGACUGACUGACAGGUGUCGCUUUUUCGUCAAUGACACCGAGGUUGCAUCAAAUAUCACGUCAUUUGCAGUGUGUGAUGAGUUUUUACUGUUGACAACCCAUUCCCAUACCUGCCACUGUUUUUCCCUGAGAUGUGCUUCACUUAAAAUGUUACAGACUGGUCUGUGCGGCAGUAAUGAGGCCAACGGAGAAAGCCUGCGGAGAGUGGAGAGGGGCUCCCGGAUCGUCACAGUUGUUCCCCAGGACACAAAGCUUAUACUACAGAUGCCGAGGGGAAACUUGGAGGUUGUUCAUCAUCGGGCCUUGGUCUUGGCUCAGAUUCGGGACUGGCUGGACAAUCUUAUGUUUAAGGAAGCAUUUGAAUGCAUGAGAAAACUGAGAAUUAACCUCAAUCUGAUUCACGAUCAUAACCCUGAGGUAUUUCUUGGGAACGUUGAAGCCUUCAUAAAGCAGUUAGAUUCCGUAAAUCAUAUUAACUUGUUCCUCACAGAACUGAAGGAAGAAGAUGUCACAAAGACUAUGUACCCUCCACCGGUGCCCAAUACUGUCCAGACAUUCAGGGAUCCUGACAAGAAGAAGCUUGACCUGAUCUGUGAUACCAUGAGGGUAGCUAUGGAGAACAUCAAUCCUCACAAGUACUACCUGUCAAUACUCACAUCUCACGUGAAGAAAACGACCCCGGAACUGGAAAUUGUGCUGCAGAAGGUACACAAGCUUAAAGCGAGAAAUGCUCCCCCUGGUCCUGAGACUGUGAGUGCAGAGGAGGCCUUGAAGUACCUGCUGCUCCUGGUAGAUGUCAACGAAUUAUAUAAUCAUUCUCUUGGAACCUAUAACUUUGAUUUGGUUCUCAUGGUAGCCGAGAGGUCACAAAAGGAUCCUAAGGAAUAUAUUCCAUUUCUUAAUGCACUUAAGAAAAUGGAGAUUAAUUACCAGCGGUUCACCAUAGACAAGUACUUGAAACGAUAUGAAAAGGCUCUUGGGCACCUCAGCAAGUGUGGACCUGAGUAUUUCACAGAAUGCUUAAAUUUGAUAAAAGAUAAAAACUUGUAUAAGGAAGCUCUGAAGUUAUAUCAGCCACAGUCACUGCAGUACCAGGCGAUCAGUGUUGUGUAUGGGGAACACCUGAUGCAAGAGCACCUGUAUGAGCCAGCAGGAUUUGUGUUUGCCAGGUGUGGGGCCCAUCAGAAGGCUCUCUCUGCAUUUUUGGCUUGCGGCAGCUGGCAGCAAGCUCUCUGUAUAGCUAGCCAGCUUCAACUCUCCGAAGACCAGAUGGUGGGCCUUGCUAGAACUCUGGCAGGAAAGCUGAUGGAGCAGAGGAAACACACUGAGGCGGCCUUAGUCCUGGAGCAGUAUGCCCAGGAUUAUGAAGAAGCUGUGCUCCAGCUGCUGGAAGGAGCCGCCUGGGAAGAAGCUCUGAGGCUGGUGUACAAGUAUGACAGAGAGGAUAUUAUAGAAACCAGCGUAAAGCCUUCCAUUUUAGAAGCCCAAAAAAAUUUCAUGGCCUUUCUGGACUCUCAGACAGCCAUAUUCAUUCGCCAUAAAGACCGUUUUCUGGUGGUUCGAGAGCUCAAGAGCCAAGGACCACAGAUGCAUGUGGAUAACGAGAUGGUAGCCCCUGGGCCAGAGUCGGAUUUCUUCUCGGAGAGUGGGAGUGAGAUGAGUGGCAGAUACUCGCAGAGUAACUCCCGGAUAUCUGCGAGGUCAUCUAAAAACCGGCGCAAGGCAGAGCGGAAGAAGUACAGCCUCAAAGAAGGGAGUCCUCUAGAGGACCUGGCACUUUUGGAUGCCCUGAGUGAAGUGGUACAAAGCAUUGACAAGAUGAAAGACGAAGUGCACAGUAUAUUAAGGGCGCUCUUUGUCCUGGCGUUUGAACAGCAAGCACAGGAACUGCAGAAGGCCUAUGAGAAUACUCUGAAGCUCAUGGAGAAGGCACUUCCGGAAAUCUGGACUCUUGACUGCCAGCAGAGUUCACUCACAUCGGUCCUAGGUCCGAGUUCCACUGUGAAUAGCAUCACUGCCUCUUACCAGCAGCAGCAGCAGCAGCAGCAGCAGCAGCAGCAGCAGCAGCCACAACCACCAUCUGUUCCUGUUCUCGAUGCUGGAAUCUGUGUGCCACCAAAGAUUGACCUGAGAGGCCUGUGGAAGCUGAGCCUGCUGGACUGACUGACCUGUGAAGAAGGCAUCACUGGGAAGACCAUUUGCCCCCUCACUCCUCAUUGUGCUUCUAGUUCUUGCUCCUUAGAGGCCCGGCUGUUGAGAACUGAGAUAUGGGAUGGUCUGCCUUUGCCCUGCCUACAGCUGCUGUGAGACCAGACUUAGCACUAAGCAGUCUGGUUCUUACUUUAAGUACUGCCAGAACUUUGUUUCAGCCAACAUAUUACAGUUUGUUUUUUUAAAUGCUAUUUUUAGCUGGGCAUGGUGGGGCAUGCCUAUAAUCCCAGCAACGCAAAAAGCUGAGGCAGAAAGGCAGGUUCAAGACCAGUGUGGGAUACAGCAAGACCUUAUCUCAGAACAGCCCAACCUGCUGUUGUUGUAUUUAGUGCUCUUUGAGAACAUGGCUUCUAAAGCAAAAAAUCAUGGACUAGAUUUUCAUGCACAGAUCCAGGCCUAGUUUCUGUUGUAACCAUGGUAACGCUAAUCAUUGAUUUGAUCCUCAGUUCCUGUGUAGAUAGGGAGUGAUGUUUCAUUCUACCUCGUAAAAAAAAAAAACAAAAAACAAAAAAAAAGUGGAGUUCCAUUUCUGUGUUGUUUUGCAUUGCUAACAUUGUGUAUUGUAUAAAAACAGGCUGUGACUGCUGCCAACAUUCAGUCAGAUGUGAUUGUGUAGCUGGCAUCUUCCCGCCCGACUCAAAGCAGAAUAAAAAGUUAAAUGUG